UGGGCUAAAAUUCAACAGAAAACCUUUACCAAUUGGUGUAAUGAUAACUUAAAAGAGUCCGGUACCACGGUCCAAGAUUUAGCCAAGGAUUUAGAAGAUGGAAUAGUUCUAAUUAAAUUAGUUGAAACGUUAUCCGGUCGUAAAGUUGGUCGAUAUCAUCGUAAAGUCAAGAACAAGCCUCAAAAAUUGGAAAAUGUGGCUAAAGCGUUGAAAGCCAUCGCUAACGAUACAGUCCAAUUAGUCAAUAUCGGGAACGAAGAUAUCGUCAAUGGCAACUUGAAACUAAUUUUAGGCCUGAUAUGGAGACUAAUUUUAACCUACCAAAUUAAAGUCAAGACCGAUUCAAGCGACAAGCAUAAAGCAUCGGCGAAAUCGUUAAUGAUGACAUGGAUUCAAUCCAUCAUGCCAGCUUGUCGUGUCCGAAAUUUAAAUAAAGAUUGGAAUACAGGAAUUCCACUAUGCGCCCUUGUCGAUCAUAUUCAACCAGGUGUCUGUCCUCAAUGGACUAGCUUAGAUUCUCGCAAUCGAUUAAACAAUGCUCGAUUGGGCAUGAAUAUUGCCGAAGAGAAACUUGGUGUUCCACAAGUUUUAUCCCCGGAAGAUUUAAUUAGCCCUGAAUUAGAUGAUCUUAGCAUGCUAACCUAUCUAUCUUAUUUUACAUCAACACAAGAAUCGCCUGGCUAUCAAGAAGUAUUAAAAUUUGUAAAUAGUCAUCUUCCAGAAGAAUUAAACGUUGGAAACUUUUCAACUGAUUGGAAAGAUGGCAAAGUCCUACAUGAAUUUGUCAAUGCAAUC
Messenger RNA from Trichoplax adhaerens, 795 nucleotides. RefSeq lists its product as uncharacterized. The transcript has 2 exons. The annotation marks the transcript as partial. The record is from RefSeq and is a predicted model, not a curated record. Gene Ontology annotation, biological process: actin cytoskeleton organization. Lineage: Eukaryota; Metazoa; Placozoa; Uniplacotomia; Trichoplacea; Trichoplacidae. Gene Ontology annotation, molecular function: actin filament binding.